This is a messenger RNA of Epithele typhae, 3432 nucleotides long. RefSeq lists its product as uncharacterized. Bases 1 to 3432 code for a protein of 1143 amino acids. Lineage: Eukaryota; Fungi; Basidiomycota; Agaricomycetes; Polyporales; Epitheliaceae. Gene Ontology annotation, cellular component: endoplasmic reticulum; ERMES complex. The transcript has 5 exons. Gene Ontology annotation, molecular function: lipid binding. The record is from RefSeq and is a predicted model, not a curated record. Gene Ontology annotation, biological process: phospholipid transport.
AUGUCGCUCAAGGCGCUCUUUUACGCAUACAUCCUCGGCGGGCUCACCCUCCUCCCGCUCGCCGUCCUUGCCGCCGUCUUCUACACCGUCUACACCUCCGUCCCUGUCGGCGACGCGGACCCCGACAAGCUCCGGAAGCGCGAGCUGCAGCUGCGGUCCCAGAAGGAGCACGCUGACGCCGACGCCGAGUCCUCCUCACCCUCUCCACCCGCCUCCGCCUCUCCCUCAGAUAACGACAACGCCCUCGAGACGAACGACGCGCCGCGCCCGCGCCGGGGCUGGCUGACCGUGCGGCGCACGUUCGAGGAGCCGCCCACAGAGGGCUCGUACGUCGAGCUCGUCAGGGGCUUCCUCGACGGCCGCUCGAAGGACCCGCGGCGGGCGCGGCCGAAGGACGCGUGGUUCGCGGCGCUCAAGGGCACGGUGCUCUACCUGUACGAGGACGAGGGGAUGGGCGAGUGCGGGGCCGCGGUCGACCUCGCGGCGCAUCGGGUGGGGGUGCACCCCGAGGGCCUGCCGGACGGGGAGCUGUUCGCGAAGCGGAACGCGAUCUGUUUGCGGCCGAGGGCGGACGGGGAGGACGGGGAGCGGGAGCGGGAAAGAGGGGAUGCCGAGCGUGACGAGGGAGAUGCGGCUGGGGGGCGACGACGACGAAGAGGAACGAGACGUGGAGCAGACGAGGCGGGAGGAGGCGCGGGCGCGGGCGCAGCGGCGGACGUGACGGCGCCGUGGUUCAUCUUCGUCCGCUCCGCGGUCGAGAUGGAGGACUGGUACCUCGCGCUCGUGCACGCGAGCCGCGAGCCCGCGCACCGGCCGACGCUCGCGCCGCUCCGCGCCGUGUACCGCGCGGAGGACAUGGCGCACCUCGUCGCGACGCUCGACGAGCAGCCGGACGUGAUCCCGAUGCGGUGGCUGAACGCGCUGCUCGGGCGCGUGUUCUUCAGCUACUACCGGACAGCGAAGCUCGAGGAGUACAUCAUCGGCCGGCUGAUGAAGAAGAUAUCGAAGGUGAAGCGGCCCGGGUUCCUCACCGACAUCAACGUGCGCGACGUGAGCGUGGGCGACCGCGCGCCGACGUUCAGCAAGCCGAUGCUCAAGGAGCUCACGAAGGAGGGCGACGCCGCGCUCGAGGUCCACGUCGCGUACAAGGGCCAGGUGCGCAUCACGGUCGAGGCGACGGCGACGAUCAACCUGGGGGCGUUCGCGGGGAACAAGGUGUACAACGUCAAGCUCGUGCUUGCGCUCGUCCUCCGCGAGAUCGAGGGCAACCUGCUCAUCAAGGUCAAGCGGCCGCCUUCGAGCCGUAUCUGGUACGCGUUCACCCAGGAACCGCACGUCGUCCUGGACGUGGAGCCCGUCGUCAGCGACAGGCAGAUCACCUGGAGUAUGAUCCUCAAUACCGUGCAGUCCAAGUUGAAGGAAGUGAUCCUGGAGUCUGUGGUGCUUCCCAACAUGGACGACAUAUCGUUCUUCGACAGCGAGGAGUACGCGAACCGUGGUGGUAUCUGGGCCGACGCAUAUCGUCGUGAACGAGCGCCAACGCUUGCUGGAGAGCCUACAGGACCACCACCGGAGGAGGCGUCAAGGGUAGACACUGGAGAACCUGGAUUUCCUCCGAUGCAGCGCUCCCAUUCUGCCAACGAAACCAGCGGGACGUCACCCCCGGACGGCGCACCAAUGGUUCGAGCAACGACAGUUGAAAUCGCCGGGUCUUCAGGCUCAAGCUCCUCAGCUAAACGUCGAACAUGGUUUGGAAGUGCGCAAGACGCCGACACGUCCACUCCUUCCGAUACACCUGUCCCAGACGAACCCGUUUCAAGGGGUAGGAGUCUCGGACCGGAGGUCACAAACAGGCCUGCAAGCGUUCCGAACUCUAGGGCCCUUGAGGAGCCGGAGGAGUCCGCCGUUCUACCAUCGGACGAGGUCCCAGAGUCCCAGUAUCUGUCAGCCCGCAACUCUACCCGUCGCGCUUCCUCUUCCUCCCAGCAUUUCCGCUCCAACUCUUCACGUGACGUCUCCGACGACGCACCGGACGCCCAGACUGCGACUUACCGGCCCAAGAGCCCUGCCGCUAAUGGUGGCUCCUCACGUCAGACCCCGACCAGUCCCAGCGGGUUCUUCCAGACGCUCAAGACUCGUGCGGCGGACAAGCAGGCGCUAAGCAACACUGCGAAGGAAGCGAUGCGCAAAUGGGGCGUCAACUGGAGCAACUUCCGACGGGAGUCUAUCAGCGGCGGGUCUGCCGGGGCCCUGUCCGGAGACGACGUUCCCGAUGGCGGGCACGGGGACCAGUCCCGGGCGGACGGGCGGGCGCCCGGCGCGGCGUGCGUCCUUCAACGGCGCGAGCGAGAGCGUCCGCCGCUGCAAGAGACGUCGUGGAGCAACCAGCUUGCGAUGGAACCUGUCCCCGUCCCCAAUGGGAAAGGCAAAGCCAGGGCGGAGAGCGUGCCGCCAGCCAACGCACCGCUCCCUGCACCCCCUGCGCUCGAUGACCCUGCCAGUGCGAAACAGACCGCGGCGGCCCCGCGCGCAGAAUCACCCGUACCUCUGGAGAGAACGGAGUCGCAGGCGUCGGCAUCUUCGCAGCACAGCAAACCAGCACCAAUCGCGAACGUCGAGCCAGAAGCGCUGGAGCGGCCUGCGACGACCAUCCACACUCAACCGCUGCCACCGAAGACGAUGAUGAUCCCGGGAAUCCACGCGAAGAAUCGCGGCGAGGUGAUGUCCAUGGGCUACGCACCCCCACCGCCAGCGCCACCACAGGACACGAAGAAGGCGCCGUUGCAGCUGCAAAACAUGUACAGUCGUCUGUGGAAGGCGCCAGCUAAUGGUGCACCGCCCCAACAUGAGGACGCUGCCCCCGUGUCUCAGACUGGGUUCGCAGGGCAUGACCAGGACUCGAUACCCGUUCCGUCGUCCUCUGCGGAGGCGAGCGGCGGUCGUGGAGAGAUCCCAGCACUCCCACCAGCCGCUCUGCAAGCGCAGCUACCGACCCUACCGCAACCGGCACGCGUGCCGCCGCCGCUCCCGCCGCGCGCAAAUUCGACACACGCGCUGCUCGCAAAGCCGGAGAUUUCGCGUCCGUCAGAAGCCUCGGUCGGGCAGGGGGAUGCUCAGUCUGUGUCGCUUGCGUCGGCCGCGCUGCAGUCGAUCGUGGUCAAGGACCGGGUGAAGCGUGCAUCGCUCACGUCGUCGACGCCGCCCGCUGGUAUCUCGCCGUUGACCCCACCGCUCGCGCAAGGCGAAGACGCAUCGGACUCAAGUACGAAUGUACCUGUGUCCACGAACAUGUCGGAGUCGCCUAUGUCGAACACGCCCACCCCGUCGUCGCCGCCGAGCCCCCCACCGGGAUCAGGAGCGUCGACGAUGCCUCCCAUUGGCCGGGGACCGCCCCCCGCGCUGCCGCCGCGCCGGCUACGGACAGCGACUUAG